AGUGAGAGUUUUUGGGGGAACAGUGCAGGAACAAGAUGGCUGGCUUGGGACGAGAAAAGUAUCUUUCUUCUUCCACUUAACACUUAACUUUUUGACGCGCUCGUUAAUUUCAUGUAAAUACUAUAACGUCUAACAACUUUAACCGCUUUAAAGGCAUCGUAUAACAGCAACGGAAAUCGUUUAUCGAGACGCAUUACAAGCUUGAUGUUAUCUUAAGGAAUGUUUUUUGACGGUUUGGUGAGGGUGAAACUAACUACUAACGUUGGUUUUAAAGACCAGGAUAGCGUUAAUUAAAUAUAUCUAUUGUGACUUUUACAUAUUGUAUAACGUUUUAUGUAUGUAGGUUGUUUAGUUAGUUAACUUAGCUAACUUUUCUAAUCUGUCUGUUUUUGGUUUAUAGGCGUUUAACGGUUGAGUAUCUCCAAAGCGAAAAUGCUUGAAAGGCUUCAGUCGUUAUAAACGGUUACCACAGAUUUUUGGAAAACACUGAACUUUCCAGAUGCCCCACACCAGAUAAAAAUAAUACCUAACUGGACCAUGAGUUCAUCCCGAGUCAGACCUCAGCAGCUACCGCAGAGCCAGACUGGCAGGUUGCCGCAUAGACUCGACUCCAGCGAGGGGAUAGAGAUGGAGAACAUCCAGCAUCAAGACCUGGGUCUCGGAGGAGUCAUAGGCACCCCGUCCCCUCCAUCGAGACAAGCAUGGAGCAGAGAUAACCCGGGUUUUGAGCCAGAGGAUGAGAUUAUGGAAGCCGACUGGCCCCCAGCGAGUCCAGGAAGGAGGUCGGUGUCCACGGCCUCCAGCAGCAGCUGCAGCAGCGGUCUGGGCAGCUACAACGGCGGGGGCAGCGGCACCCACAUCCCCCGAGGAGGACUGUACCCGACCCCUACUGUGGAUGCCCAGCAGCAGGAAAGGCAUGAGCACCCCAGCUGUAUGAAGCAGAUACUCCACAAAAUCAGAAUUCUGUGGGGCACAGAGUUGAUGGAGGACAGUGACAGCAGUCGAGAAAGAUAUCUCAGGAACAUACUGAGGGAGAUGCUCACAUAUAUCGCAUUCCUCAUCACUAUUUGUAUCUUGACUUAUGGGAUGGUGAGUGCCAAUAUGUACUACUAUACCAAAGUCAUGUCUCAGCUUUUCCUGGACACACCACUGUCUUCUGGAGACCCUUCCACUUUUAGGCACCUCUCAACAAUGGAGGAUUUCUGGAAGUUCACAGAGGGGCCUUUCCUUAAUGGCAUGUACUGGGAAGUAUGGUACAACAACAAGAGCCUGCCAGAGAAUCAGAGUCUCAUCUACUACGAGAACCUCCUCCUUGGUGUGCCACGCCUUCGACAGCUCAAAGUCCGCAAUGAGUCCUGCUCCAUUCAUGAAGAUCUGAGAGAUGAGGUUCAGGACUGCUACAACAUGUACACCCCAACCAACGAGGACACUACCUCCUUUGGCCUCAAGAAUGGAACUGCGUGGGUCUAUACAACAGAGAGUGAGAUGAAUGGCAGCAGUUAUUCAGGUCAGGUAUCUAAAUAUGGAGGUGGAGGAUACUACCAAGAUCUGUCACGUACGAAACAGGAGUCAGCAAUCCAACUACAGUUUCUCAAAGACCACCUGUGGCUGGACAGGGGCACCAGAGCAGUCUUUCUGGACUUCUCCGUCUAUAAUGGAAACAUCAACCUCUUCUGCAUUGCUAGGUUGUUAGCAGAGUUCCCUGCUACUGGUGGCGUGGUGACCUCCUGGCAGUUCCAAACAGUGCGCCUGAUGCGAUAUGUGUCCAGCUGGGACUACUUUGUGGGUGUGUGUGAGGUGGCAUUCUGCCUAUUCAUUCUGUACUACGUAGUGGAGGAGGUGCUAGAGAUCCGCAUCCACCGCCUGCAUUACUUCAGGAGCCUGUGGAACUGUCUGGAUGUUCUCAUUUUGGUGUUGAGUGUUGUUGCUAUCAUCAUGAACAUAACCAGAACAGCCAUGGUUAGCAAUCUUCUCAAAGGCCUGUUGGAGAAUCACACUGCUCACCCCAGCUUUGAGCCGUUGGGCAACCUGCAGGUCCAGUUCAACAAUGUGGCUGCUGUCAUCGUCUUUUUCUCCUGGGUCAAGCUUUUUAAGUUUAUCAACAUCAAUAAGACCAUGAGUCAGCUGUCUAGCACUAUGUCGCGCUGUGCCAAGGACCUUGUGGGUUUUGCCAUCAUGUUCUUCAUCAUCUUCCUGGCGUAUGCUCAGCUGGCGUACUUGGUGUUUGGAACCCAAGUCAACGAUUUCAGCACUUUCCAAGCCAGCAUUUUUACCCAGUUCCGAAUCAUUCUGGGAGACUUUGAGUUCUCCCAGAUCGAGGACGCGAACCCAGUGCUUGGACCUAUCUACUUCACCACCUUUGUCUUCUUUAUUUUCUUCAUUCUCAUGAACAUGUUCCUGGCCAUCAUCAAUGACACAUACUCUGAGGUGAAAGCUGACAUGUCCCAGCAGAGGUCUGAGAUGGAGAUGACUGACCUCAUUAAGAAGGGUUGUAACAAAGCUUUGAUGAAGUUGAGACUAAAGAAGACGAUGGUAGACGACAUCUCCGACAGUUUGCGUCAGGCUGGGGGCAAACUGAAUUUUGAUGAACUCCGUCAGGAUCUUAAAGGAAAGGGCCACACAGAUGCAGAGAUUCAGGCCAUCUUUGCUAAGUAUGAUCACGACGGUGACCAGGAGCUGACGGAGCAUGAACACCAGCAGAUGAGAGAUGAUCUGGAGAAAGAGAGAGAGGACUUGGAUCUGGAACGCAAUUCGCUGACUAGACCCAGCAGUGGGCGGAGCUUCCCUCGGACCCAGGACGACUCGGAGGAGGAUGAUGACGAGGACAGCGGCCACAGCUCUCGUCGCCGUGGCAGCAGCUCGGGUGGUGUCUCCUAUGAGGAGUUUCAAGUGCUUGUGAGACGUGUGGACCGGAUGGAGCACUCUAUCGGCAGCAUAGUGUCCAAGAUAGACGCUGUGAUUGUGAAGCUGGAAACCAUGGAGAGAGUUAAACUUAAAAGGAGAGAUGUGGUGGGCAGGCUGCUGGACGCCAUAGAGGAUGAGCAGACAGAGAGGCUGGUGAGGGAGGAACUGGAGCUCUGCGAGUCCGAUGAUAUGGUCUCUCAGGUCAGCCACCCACAGCCGGCCACUCCUGUGGGCCCUCGCCCUCGACCGUCCUCUUCUCUGUCCACUGACGGCCUCGAUACAAGCACAAAUGGGAGCGGCCACGUGUGAAGUGUUGGCUCGCUGAAGAAUAUUCCACUUUAGCAAGAAACUCUAUUGGAAAUUCCCCUCAGCGGUACAAAUAACUUCAGAUGUGGGACAGUUUUUUGCAGAACAAAAUUAUUAUGGAAACUGUUCAAAUUCCUUGACAUAUUACAAAGCAGGUGACAGUCAAACUUACCUCACCUCAGAUAUUUUAAUGCACUGAAAGUGAGUGAGGUUCUCCUGAGAGACAUCUAAAAGUAUUCUUUUCUCUGUCUCAAGCUAUUAUCUAGUAUUACUUUAACAGAAUGAUGAAAGGAAAUAAAAAAAAAAAUGUGUGAAAGAGACUGAAGAAUAAUGAAGGAUUUACA
Messenger RNA from Seriola dumerili (greater amberjack), 3554 nucleotides. RefSeq names its product polycystin 2, transient receptor potential cation channel (gene pkd2). The transcript has 15 exons. Gene Ontology annotation, biological process: release of sequestered calcium ion into cytosol; detection of mechanical stimulus; potassium ion transmembrane transport. Lineage: Eukaryota; Metazoa; Chordata; Actinopteri; Carangiformes; Carangidae. The record is from RefSeq and is a predicted model, not a curated record. Bases 538 to 3213 code for a protein of 891 amino acids. Gene Ontology annotation, molecular function: calcium ion binding; signaling receptor binding; voltage-gated calcium channel activity. Gene Ontology annotation, cellular component: membrane.